AUGGUUCAGGCAUCAGCUGUGCUCACAGCAGCGCUGGCGCACCUCAUCACCCGAGGCACCAUUCCCCCGUCCCCAUCCGUGCCCCCAUCCGUGCCCCCAGCCAACUUCUCCUCCAACUUCUCCUCGCGGGCAGCAGCCGUGGAGUUCACGUUUAAGGAGGACAGCGAAGAGCAGCGCGGGUGGGGGUUCUGGAACCAGUUAGCAGAUGGGGCAGACGAGGGGGAUGACGAGGAUGAAGGGGGUGAGGGGGACGAGGGGGAUGAGGAAGAUGAGGAGGGUAAAGCACGCAAGAUUGACAGGAUGAAUGAACUGCUAUAUGAGGCAGAUAGAGCAGGUGCGGAAGAUGAGGGGGAUGAGGAGGCAGGAGAGGGAGAUGGUGGGAAGCAUGCAGCAAGGUCCCGUGCAAAGUGGGCCCGUGCAAAGAGGGCCCGUCACGAGGAGGAGGAGACAACAAGCGAUCCCAACAGGGUGUUUGACCCUCAGGCGUUGCACCAAGCUGACCCUCAAGCGGUCCAGAACAGUGCAGCUGACCCCGAAGCGGUUCAGAACGGUGCUUCUGGGAAGGUGUCUGGGUCUGAUGGGAGUACACGCCCUACUGCUGGCGGCACACGGCCUGAUGAGAGGAGAGGGCAGGAGGUGGUGGGGGGGCAAGGCAGCAGGGGGACCAGAAGGAGGCGGGUGCAGCAGGGUGAGGGUGCCGAAGCAGAGGAGGGGGGGCAGCAGCUGCCUUCACUGGACCUGAAAAUGUGCCCGCUUCUCAACAUCUCCUACUGCCCUCCAUCCACUCUUCUCUCCUCCCCCUUUCGCCCCCUCUCAUCCCGGCAUUCUGCCCCCCUCCGCCCCUCUCCACAGUGCCCGCUUCUCAACAUCUCCUACUGCCCUCCAACCGAAACACCCCUGCAGCCAGAUCAGACCCUGGUGGUGGUGGCCUUCAACCCUCUCGCGUGGUCCCGCUCUGAAGUGAUUCGAUUCCCGGUGUCAUCCCCCUACCUCCUAGUCACAGACGCCUCUGGCGCCCCCAUCCCCUCUCAAAUACUUAUUGAAGCCCCUUUCUCCCCGCCCACCCGCCCCACUCCACCCACGUCGGGGCUAUGCGUUUCCUCCCCUGUCUACCACUUUUCACGGUUCCACCUUUUGCACUCCCUGGCAGUCACUGACGCCUCUGGCGCCCCCAUCCCGUCUCAAAUACUCCAAGAGACCCUCCUCUCCCCCUCCACCCGCUCCACCUACAUUGCUGCUUACACCGGUGUGGGGGGCAUAGUAGGGGAGGUGGAGGGGGAGGAGGAAGAGGUGGAGGGAGGGGAAGGAGGGGAGGAGGGAGGGGAGGAGGGAGAGGAGGGGGAGGAAGGGGAGGAGGAGGGAGGUGAGGGGGGGGGUGAGGAGGAGUGGGUGGAUUAUGGGGAUGGGCGAGGGCCGCAGCCGAGCCAUAAGCCGAAAAGGAAGCACCGGGAAAGGCAGACUAAGGAAGUGACGGGGAGAGAGCAGAAGAAGGGAGAGCAGAAGGAGGGGGAGCAAAAGGAGGGAGAGCAGCAGCAGCAGCAGCAGGCAGUGCUGUCGCUUGUGUUCUAUGCAGAGGUGCCUCCUCUUGGAUACGCAACCUUCUUUGUCUCGCCAGCAAGCCAAGGACGGGUGGGGGAGAAGGGAGGGGAAGGGAGCGGGCAGGAAGGGGAUGAUACUGUUGUGCUGGGUGGGUGGCAAGGUGUUGGGGACACUCAUGGUAGCGGUGCUGCUGGUGCUGACAGGGGUGGUGGGGAGCGGGCGGCGUUGCGUGUCUCGUUCUCCAAGUCAGCGGUGGGCAUGCAGCGCAUGGAGCUGGUCUCUCGCAGUGCAAAUGGCACCGAGGAGAUUGUGGUGAGUGGUGCUGCAUAA
Messenger RNA from Closterium sp. Naga37s-1, 1869 nucleotides. NCBI's taxonomy places the organism in Eukaryota, Viridiplantae, Streptophyta, Zygnematophyceae, Desmidiales, Closteriaceae. The record is from the annotation of a GenBank genome assembly.